Spinacia oleracea (spinach) is the source of this 1136-nucleotide messenger RNA. RefSeq names its product probable isoaspartyl peptidase/L-asparaginase 2. Gene Ontology annotation, molecular function: hydrolase activity. The transcript has 4 exons. The coding region runs from base 95 to 1084 and encodes 329 amino acids. NCBI's taxonomy places the organism in Eukaryota, Viridiplantae, Streptophyta, Magnoliopsida, Caryophyllales, Amaranthaceae. The record is from RefSeq and is a predicted model, not a curated record.
GAGUGCCAAAUAGUAGAAUCACAACAGCCUACCGAAACAGACCAAUUUACUCCGCAACCAAAACAUUUGGUGUUUCAUAGGGAGAUUCCAUAGCAUGGGAAAAUGGGCGAUAGCAUUGCACGGUGGCGCAGGUCUCGAUCCCCACCUACCUUUACAUAGGCAAGAGGAAGCCAAAAACCUUCUUGCUCAUUGUCUUAACCUUGGCAUUUCUGCUCUUCGCUCCAAUCUUUCUGCCCUUGAUGUCGUUGAACUUGUUGUUCGGGAGUUGGAGACUGAUCCUCUAUUUAACUCAGGCCGUGGUGCAGUGCUAACUGAAAAAGGCACGGUGGAGAUGGAGGCAAGUAUCAUGGAUGGGCCAAAACGAAGGUUCGGUGCUGUAUCGGGUUUGAGCACGGUGAAGAACCCGGUUUCAUUGGCUCGACUCGUUAUGGAUAAAUCUCCUCACUCUUAUCUCGCCUUCUCUGGAGCAGAGGAAUUUGCCCAACAACAGGGCGUGGAGAUGAUGGAGAAAGAGUAUUUCAUUACACAAGACAACGUGGGGAUGCUUAAGCAAGCCAAGGAAGCUAAAGCCAUCCUGUUUGACUAUAGGAUACCAACAACGGGGUUAGACAGUUGUGGCGCAGAGGCAGAGAAUGAAAAUCCAAUGAUGAUGAAUGGUGUACCCUUAAGCGUGUAUGCGGCAGAGACAGUAGGAUGUGUGGUGGUGGAUAUUGAAGGGAGGUGUGCGGCAGCAACGUCAACAGGAGGUCUGAUAAAUAAGAUGGUUGGAAGAAUAGGAGAUUCUCCGAUCAUUGGGUCAGGGACAUACGCAUGUAAAUUAUGUGCAAUUUCAUGUACAGGAGAAGGGGAAUCUAUAUUACGAGGAACACUGGCUCGUGAUGUAGCUGCUGUAAUGGAGUACAAAGGAUUAAAGCUUCAGGAGGCAGUUGACUUUGUCAUUAAGGAGAGACUUGAUGAUGGUGGCAAAGCUGGCCUUAUUGCUGUGUCUAAUCUUGGGGAAGUGGCUUUUGGGUUUAAUACAAAUGGUAUGUUUAGAGCUACUGCUACUCAAGAUGGCUUCAUGGAGAUUGCUGUUUGGGAGUAGAGAAUACAGAUUUUCCUAUUAUUAUUAAUUAUGUUAUUCAUUUAUACAUUCA